Canis lupus familiaris (dog) is the source of this 2921-nucleotide messenger RNA. It is a transcript of the gene ICAM1, whose product is annotated as intercellular adhesion molecule 1. Gene Ontology annotation, biological process: cell-cell adhesion. Gene Ontology annotation, molecular function: integrin binding. Gene Ontology annotation, cellular component: membrane. NCBI's taxonomy places the organism in Eukaryota, Metazoa, Chordata, Mammalia, Carnivora, Canidae. The record is from RefSeq and is marked validated.
CGCCCGCCCGCGAUGGCUCCCGGCCCCGCCGCGCCCGCGCUGCCCGCGCUGCCCGCGCUCCUGGCCCUCCUCGGGGCUCUGCUCCCAGGACUUGGAGGUGCCCAGACGUCCGUGGACCCAGCAGAAGCCAUCAUACUCCGAGGAGGCUCUGUGCAGGUGAACUGUAGUACCUCAUGCAACCAGACCUCCAUCUUCGGCCUGGAGACUCUGUUGACUAAGACGGAAGUGACCUCUGGGGACAACUGGGUGCUCUUUGAACUGACUGAUGUGCAAGAAGAUAGCAAGCUGAUAUGUUUCUCAAACUGUCAUGAGCAGACCAUGGCUCCGAUGCACCUCACCGUAUACUGGUUCCCGGAGCGAGUGGAGCUGGCACCCCUACCCCGCUGGCAGCCCGUGGGUGAGAACCUCACCAUGACCUGCCAGGUGGCAGGCGGGGCGCCCCGGACCAACCUCGCGGUGGUGCUGCUCCGCGGGGAGGAGGAGCUGAGCCGGCAACCGGCCGUCGGGGAGCCCGCCGAGGUCACGUUCACGGUGGCGGUGGGCAGAGAGGACCACCUCGCCAACUUCUCGUGCCGCACGGACCUGGACCUGAGGCACCGAGGGUUGGGAUUGUUCCAGAACAGCUCGGCGCCCAGGCAGCUCCAAACCUUUGUCCUGCCAGAGACCCCCCCACGCCUUGCUACCCCCCCGAUUGUGGAAGUGGGCACACAGUGGUCUGUGGACUGCACUCUGGAUGGGGUGUUCCCAGCUUCGGAGGCCCAAGUCCACCUGGCGUUAGCAGAAGAGAGGCUGCACUCCACAGUCCUGUACAAAAAGGACUCCCUCUUGGCCACGGCAAAUGUCAAAGCAAACCCAGAAGACGAGGGUACCCAGCAGCUAUGGUGUGAGGUGACACUGGGAGACGAGAAUCGGAGGUGGCAGGAGAAUGUGACCUUCUAUAGCUUCCCGGCACCCAACCUGACCCUGAGUGAGCCAGAGGUCUCAGAAUGGACUACGGUGACUGUGGAGUGUGAGGCCCCUGCUGGAGUCGUGAUGUCGCUGAGCGGGCUCCCUUCGGGGCUUGCAGUACCCAGGGCACAGUUCCAACUAAAUGCCAGCGCUGCCGACAACAGGCGCAGCUUCUCCUGCUCUGCUGCCCUGGAGGUGGCUGGGCACAUGCUGCAAAAGAACCAGACCCGGGAGCUCCACGUCCUGUAUGGUCCCCGACUAGACCAGAGGGAUUGUCCGGGAAACUGGACGUGGGAGGAAGGCUCCCAUCAGACCCUGAAGUGCCAAGCUUGGGGGAACCCGGUUCCUGAGCUGAAAUGUCACCGGAAGGGGGAUGAUGCUUUGCUCCCCAUCGGGGACCUGAGACCUGUCAAGCGGGAGGUUGCUGGCACUUACCUGUGUCAGGCCCGGAGCCCCCGUGGUGAGAUCACCCGAGAAGUGGUCAUCAACGUGAUCUACCACCAGAACAACAUUCUUAUCAUCAUCCUGGUGACAACCAUUGUCAUCUUAGGAACUGUGAGUGUAGCCGCUUACCUCUAUAACCGCCAGCGGAAGAUCCAGAAAUACAAGCUUCAGAAGGCCCAGGAGGCAGCUGCCAUGAAGCUGAACACACCGGCCACGCCCCCCUGAACCUGGGCCAGGACCCAGCCUCCUCCUCUGCCCCCGACUCGGUGGCAGCAGUGUCACACUGGCAGCGGUGCCAUAAUGAAUGGUGGUCACAAGCCACUCACCUUCCCAGGAUGCCUGAGGACAGGGUAGAGGCCUCAGGAUACAGACAGCAUUUGGGGUCCUGGCACCUGCACAUUAAGGGUCCUCAAGCCUCACACCUGACCUGAAGCCUCAGGACUGAGCCACAAGGAAGGGGCAGGACUUGGGGCAUGACUCUGAUGGACGUCUAAGCCUGACCUGUGUAGAGGGGGUGUAGCGGAACACUCAGCAUGGGAUGCCCAACUGGGAAACCCCGAAACUUCACCCUUACUGCAUGUGCUGAGGCCCUACAGUCCUAAGAUAGAAGUGGCCUGCACACACAGAAAUAGCACAGAAACAUAUAUCCCUAUACUUCCUCUGAUCCAUGCCCUGCUGUCCACUGACUGUCCUCAACUUUUGAUAAUGACAUAUUUAUUAAUUUGUUCUUUUACCAGCUAUUUAUUGAGUGCCUUUUAUGUGGGCUAGAACGGUAAAGGAAGAGGAACGUAGGUUCCUGUCCUCAGGGAGCUCUCAGUCUAACCUAAUUCAGGGUUGCCAGGUACAGUUGUACUAGUUGUGCACUGCACAGGAGUGCCUGGCAAAAAGAUCAAGCAGAGCUGGAAUUUCCCAUUCCAUUGGCUAAGCUGCUUUCCUCCAGAGGAGGACUGGCAAUGGUGAUACAGUUUAGUUGGCGACAUGCCCAGGGACAACCCACUGAGCCCAUACUCCUCCCCCGUCACUGACACUGACCUCUGUUAGCCGUCUCUCUCCCCAUACGCAUCUCUGCUAGUGCUCACGAUGACAUCGCGGCAUGCCUGAACACGAAUGACCACUCACUGGCAGCUAAACUGUGGAGUCCCAUGAAACUGCCCAACCCCUAUGUGUCCCUGCCUGGUCCUGUUUCCAUCUCGGUGGCACCAUACAAGGACACAGCACUCUGGCAGCCCCAAAUUCCUGCAGAGACGAGGGCCCUGUAGGCAGUUGGCAGAAGAGGCCGGCGAGGAUUCCUGUCCCAGCUCCGGAAGCUUCUCUCUUGUAGUAAUAAAGCUUGUCUGUGGGCGCUUGUCUUGUGUGAGUGGAGGGGAGGUGUCAUGUCCAGUUGGGAGUUCUUUCCAGCCACAACCUCCCACUUCCUCCCCCAAGAAAAGGCUGCCGGUUCAAGGCCCACCCCUGAGGCUCUAAUCCAAAUUUGGGGCUUGUUAGGACCUUUUGAGACUCCAGCGAAAAUUAAAGAUCCCUCUCUCCAG